AUGUCGGGGUCCAGUGCGGGAGCAAAAAGAAAAAGAGUUGUUUUGUCAAUUGCUACGAAACUGCAAAUUGUCGAACGUGCUGAAAAGGGGGAGUCAAUUGCUAAGCUUUCAUCAGAAUUUAACAUAGUAAAUCAAACAGUGCGUGAUAUUGUUCGGAAGAAAGAUGAACUCUAUAAGUUCGUAACUUCUUCCGAUACAUUUAACGGGACGAGUGCGUGCAAGACAACAAAGGGUUCAAAAUUUGACGAUCUGGAUAGAGCUGUGUUCGAAUGGUUCAAGCAAAAACGCGCUGAGGGAUGUCCUGUAUCCGGGCCAUUGCUGCUCGAAAAAGCGAAAUGGUUUCACUGUGAGAUGAAGAUUCCUGAACCAUUUGCUGUGUCUCAAGGAUGGCUGCAAUGUUUCAAAUCUCGCCACGGAAUUAGACAGUUGGAUAUCCAAGGUGAGAAAAUAAGCGGUGAUUCUGACGCUACAGCACUAUACGUAACGGAAUUUAAACGUCUUGUCGAGGCUCAUGAUCAUUCACCUGACCAACUUUAUAAUGCUGAUGAGACUGGCUUGUACUGGAAAGCUUUGCCGUCAAAAACGCUCGUAUCAAAAGAAGAAAAGUCUGCUCCAGGUCACAAGUCCAGUAAGGAACGAAUAACAGUGCUAGCAUGCACUAACGCUAGUGGUUCGCACAAAUUGAAACUCAUAUGCAUUGCAAAGUCUAAGAAUCCACGAUUAUUUAAGGGAACACAAAUGUGCAAUUUUCCUGUCCUUUACUACAAUCAGACCAAAGCAUGGAUAAACAGAGAGAUUUUUAAAGAUUGGUUUUUUAAACAUUUUGUUCCUGCUGUUCGAGACCAUCUACGCUCCAAAAAUUUGCCACAAAGAGCUGUGUUACUGUUGGACAACGCACCUUCCCAUCCUAGCAAAAAUGUCCUGAAAACAAGCGAUGACCAGAUUUUCGUUGCAUAUCUUCCUCCAAACAUGACAUUGCUUAAGCAAUCUAUGGACCAGGGCGUCUUAGAAGCAUUCAAGCAACGUUACAAGAAAUCUUUACUCCGUUCAGUCUUGGAAGAAGACGGAGAUCUCCGUGAGUUUUACAAGAAAUGGACAAUUAAGGACGCAAUUUUCUCAUGUUCAGAAAGUUGGGAUGACAUGCCAAAAUUAACCUUUCGAAAGUCAUGGCGAAAAUUGUUCCCUGAUGUAAUGGAUAGUGUUGAAAACGUCAAUGACAGUGAAAGCCAAGAAAUAACAGCGGCAUCGCUUUUGGAGGAAAUUCAAAAUGUAAAUGGAUUUGAAGACGUCGACAGAGUAAACAUCGAAGAAUGGCUACUCUCUGAUAAUGAUCAGCCUGGAUAUCAAGUGAAAGACGACGCCGCCCUUGCUGCAGAAGCGAAGUCAAGUGCGGAAUUGCCGGAAGAAAGCGACGAUGACGCAUUUGAAGAUGAACCUUCAGAAAAGAAAGUUUCGAUUGCAGAAGCACUAAAUUUUGCCGAAACAUUGCUAGACUUUCUUGAGCAGGAAGCGGAUUCAAAUUUUUGUGACAUCCUAACGCUUCGCAAGCUCCGCACGUCAAUAAAACUGAAGCGCUGCAAGAACACAAAGCAGCGUCUCCUAUCUGAUUUUGUCAAGAAAACUUCAUAA
This is a messenger RNA of Erpetoichthys calabaricus (reedfish), 1629 nucleotides long. RefSeq names its product jerky protein homolog-like. The record is from RefSeq and is a predicted model, not a curated record. Gene Ontology annotation, cellular component: nucleus. Bases 1 to 1629 code for a protein of 542 amino acids. NCBI's taxonomy places the organism in Eukaryota, Metazoa, Chordata, Cladistia, Polypteriformes, Polypteridae. Gene Ontology annotation, molecular function: DNA binding. The transcript has a single exon.